AUGUCCGCUUUCGCUUUCCUGCCGCCUGUCCAAGAAGAUCUCCCUCACCACGUCUCGCCGGCUCGUACCAUCACGUGGACGCCGGUGGACCCUGCCAACACGCGUCUUCGCUGGACGCGUUCAGAUGCUGCUGCCAAGGCCAGCCUCGCACAUCCCACGGAGCCCAGCACCAAGUCUACUCCGUUUCAGCCUUGUCAUCUCGCCGAUGAAGACACUGUCGCCGACAGCGCUGCCAGCGCGCCACCGACCGAGGUCAUCGUCUGCUCCAGAGAUGCUCAUAGAGCUGCCAGCUGCAGCGAAUGCCUGGCAAUUGUACUAUAUUGCCCUCCAAGAGCGCAGCAAGUAGAGCUAAAGCUUGCCUUUGCUUGCCCCGACGUCGCGGCUCAAGUCCAGAAGGCCACCACUCCGAUGGACACGCCCCCGUCCGAUCUCACUGCCACGUCAGCUUACCACGACAUGACUAUCGUCGUAUUUACCGACAAGCGGGCCACGUUCUCAAAUCCACGCUCCGAAGAACCCCCGGCUGCCUCGACCAAGGAGAUGUACGCGAGGCUUCUCAUGUUACAGACGGCGAACGCCACCUCAGUAGCCACGGCCGUCCUACACGGGCUUCGUACUGACGCCACCGUUGCUGCCAACGUGGUGGAUGACGAAACCUUCAAGCACGAUGUACAAGACGAUGCUCGAGCUACUCGUCGAUCUGUACUCCCCAGCCGACUCCGCAUCCAGCGGAUACAGCCACGCGUCUACGACUUCCAACGUGAGUCCAAGUCGAUGGCCACAACUGCGGGCACCAAGACCCGCCGAGCGACUCAUAGCAGCACCACCCCAGCAUCCACACACAAGCGUUCAGCCCAGAAGAACAAGAAUGUCGCGUCCAGGUUGUUCGACUAUCUUAAAGACGCCACGUAUCUUGGCCACCGAGCCGAAUGCAAGGAGCGACGUAGCCAAGCGAGCGCUACCAUCACCGAGCGCCGGUGGCUUUGAACGUGAAGAACUUCCAGCUUCUCCAUCCACUCGGAGCUCCACAUCCAUUGUAGC
Molecule: messenger RNA, 1041 nt
Organism: Phytophthora nicotianae INRA-310
Lineage: Eukaryota; Oomycota; Peronosporomycetes; Peronosporales; Peronosporaceae
Exons: 1
Coding region: 1-987 (328 amino acids)
Source: RefSeq, a predicted model, not a curated record